Messenger RNA from Humulus lupulus (European hop), 1809 nucleotides. Its product is annotated as piriformospora indica-insensitive protein 2. Lineage: Eukaryota; Viridiplantae; Streptophyta; Magnoliopsida; Rosales; Cannabaceae. Gene Ontology annotation, molecular function: protein binding. The record is from RefSeq and is a predicted model, not a curated record. The transcript has a single exon. Bases 224 to 1600 code for a protein of 458 amino acids.
CCAGACGAGUCGAGUCAUAUGAGUUAUGAAUAUGACUCUGGCCAUGGUUUUUGCUCUGAGCAAAAUGUCUCGUUCUUUUUCUUUUUCACCAUUUUAGUCUGACAAAAACUGUAUCUCAUAAUUUUCUUCGCAUCUCCAUUAAUAUACCAACAUUUUCUUCUUCCUUUUAUAUAUAUAUAUAUAUUUUUUCUAUUUCUCAAAACCAACUUUCAUUUCAAGCACCAUGGCUCUGUUUUGUUCGUUUUCAAGUUUGGCUCUCUUCUUCUUCGUUUUCUUCUCAACCUUCGGUAUAUCGCACCAGCAACCUUUCCUUAACUCGGCUGAACAAGAAUCGGUGUACCGGGUGCUCGACUCAAUCAACUCGGCCAUUCCUUGGCGCUCUCUGUUCGCCGAUGACCUCUGCAUCUCUGCUCCGCACGGCGUCGUUUGCGACUACUUUUCUGAGUCCAACAAUGCUUCUUCUUCGCCCGAUGCGGUUCAUAUCACCGAGCUCAGUUUUGGGUAUGUCUCGGACUUCACUCCGAACCCACCUUGCUCUGAAAACUCGACUCUCAGUCCUCUUUUAUUCACGUCGUUCAAGUAUCUCCGUAAGCUUUUCUUCUACAAAUGCUUUAACAGCACUCCUGUUUCGGUACCGGACGUUGCAACGAGCAUUGGGUCGACCCUGGAAGAGCUCGUGUUCGUUGAUAACCCGGCGUUUGUUGGGUCCAUCAGCAGCGUUCUUCGCAACUUCUCGAGCUUAAGGAGAGUUGUUCUGACCGGUAAUGGCGUUUUCGGAGAAAUCCCAUCUGGGGUUGGUGAUUUGGUCAGCCUGGAAGAGUUAACUCUCUCGAGAAAUCGACUCAGCGGUAAAGUGCCUCAAGAUUUGGCCAAGUUGAAAAAACUGAAGAUUCUUGAUCUGAGUCAAAACUCAUUUGAAGGUGAUAUUCCAUCUUCAAUGUCUAAUCUCUCGGAGCUUCUGAAGCUCGAUGUGAGUUCCAAUAGCUUAUACGGUAGACUCCCCGAGAGCUUCAGAGCUCUGCAGAAGCUGGAGUUCUUGGACUUGAGCUUCAACCAUUUUGGUAAUUUCGGGGUUCCUUUGUUUUUAGCAGAAAUGACCGAACUAAGAGAGGUCUACUUGAGCGGUAACCAACUUGGAGGACAGAUUCCAAACAUCUGGAAAAAGCUCGGCGGAAUUCUUCGAAUGGGGUUUUCGAACCUGGGUUUAGAAGGUACUAUUCCGGCUUCAAUGGCGGUACAUCUAAGAAAUCUGAGCUAUCUGGGUCUUGACAAUAACAAGCUCGAAGGGUCAGUACCAGUGGAGUUCGGGCUCUUGCAAUUUGUGAAUGAAAUCAAUCUGGAGAACAAUAGUUUGAGUGGUAAAAUUUCUUUUCCUUCAAACUUUUCGUCUAGAAUCGGUCACAAGCUCAAGUUGGGAGGCAACCCGAAUCUCUGUUUAUGCUCUACUAAGAACCACCAUGGCAGUUUAGGGAAGCUUAAGGUGUGUAAGAAAACACAACAGAGACUCAAUCCAGUCGCCCUCGUUGAAAACUCCUCAACUCAGGUGUUUCCUUCCAUGGUGAUUAAUAUGUUUAUAGGUUUAUUGAUUUUGAUUUUGUGACUUUUUCAGCUUAAUUUUUAGGAGUAAACUUUUUUCUUCUUCUAUGGUUUUAAAAUCUUAAAAAAAAAGAUGAGUAUAUUAGGUCUAACAAAAGAGAAGAGGUUUUAAUAUUAUACGUUUUGGAUGUUGAUGGAGUAAUAGUAUGGUGUUAAAUCUGUAAUUAUUGCCUUAUUUUUCAAUGGAAAUAUCAUACAAAUCAUUCACAGUAA